UGAAAACAUGGCGCAGUGCAUAACUCGAGUUUGCAGGAAAACAGCCUUACCGGAUAUGCACAGGCUGCUGUUGGCAGCUAGGCCACAGUGCUGUGGCAGCCGUCGUGCCCAGCACAGCCCGGGCACCUCGCUGAAGUAUGUGCCACGCCGUGCCAUCCUCUACGUUCCAGGCAACGACGAGAGGAAACUGAGGAAACUGAGUUCCCUCGACGUGGACUGCGCCGUGCUGGACUGUGAGGAUGGAGUGGCCCUCAACAAGAAGGCAGAAGCGCGGGAGACCAUUCCAAAGAUGCUGGCUGAGCUGAAUCUGGGUCGCACAGAGAAGUGUGUACGGGUCAAUUCAGUAUCCAGCAACCUGGCGGACGAAGACUUGUCGGUCAUCCUGCGAGCAGAGGUCUUGCCCUCUGCCCUCAUGCUUCCCAAGGUGGAGGACACUGGAGAGGUCCAGUGGUUUGUCGACAGACUUGAGCAGCAUUUAAAAGACAGAAACUUGGCAGAGCCCAUUCGUUUAGUCACCUUUGUGGAAACCGCCGUGGGUCUGCUAAAUUUGAAGGCAGUGUGUGAGGAGUUUCGUCGGCUUGGGCCGAAGGCUGGUGUGCAUCAUGAUGGUGUGGUCUUUGGCUCUGAUGACUUCUGUGCCAGUAUAGGUGCCACACGGACUAAAGAUGCCAGAGAGCUCCUGUAUGCUCGUCAGAAAGUGGUGGUAACAGCGAAAGCAUUCGGGCUGCAAGCCAUCGACCUUGUUUACAUUGACUAUUCGGAUGUGGAAGGGCUUCGGGGGCAAGCCAGAGAGGGCGCUCUGAUGGGCUUCACUGGAAAGCAAAUCAUCCACCCCAACCAAAUCAAGGCAGUGCAAGAAGAAUUUUCACCUAGUCCUGAAAAAGUCCAGUGGGCCAGGGAUUUGACUGCCGCAUUCGAGAAGCACCAGAAACUGGGAAAGGGUGCAUUCACUUUCCAAGGCAGUAUGAUUGAUAUGCCAUUGUUAAAGCAGGCCCAGAACAUCAUCACCUUGGCUUCUGCUAUCCCACAGAAGUAAGCCAAAGCCUGAACACCACCAGGAUGACUGAACAUCACCUUACCCAGGUCCCCAAAAGACCAGUUCUGAACAUCUCCGAGAUGCGUUUUCUCUUCAGAUUUUUGGACUUUGCGAUGACCAUUUUGAAACACCAGAUCGGUGGUUCAAAAAUAUGUACUGGCUGAUA
Molecule: messenger RNA, 1202 nt
Organism: Chanos chanos (milkfish)
Lineage: Eukaryota; Metazoa; Chordata; Actinopteri; Gonorynchiformes; Chanidae
Gene: clybl
Product: citrate lyase beta like
Exons: 8
Coding region: 8-1036 (342 amino acids)
Biological process (GO): regulation of cobalamin catabolic process
Molecular function (GO): (S)-citramalyl-CoA lyase activity
Source: RefSeq, a predicted model, not a curated record